Messenger RNA from Brienomyrus brachyistius, 1548 nucleotides. It is a transcript of the gene gpatch11, whose product is annotated as G patch domain containing 11. NCBI's taxonomy places the organism in Eukaryota, Metazoa, Chordata, Actinopteri, Osteoglossiformes, Mormyridae. Gene Ontology annotation, cellular component: kinetochore. Bases 115 to 888 code for a protein of 257 amino acids. Gene Ontology annotation, molecular function: nucleic acid binding. The transcript has 8 exons. The record is from RefSeq and is a predicted model, not a curated record.
GUAACCCGGAAUUAAAAGGCGUACGGAAUACGGCAAGUUGGCUGUGCGGUUGCGGAAAGAACCAGGGAUAUUAUUGCUCUUACGCAUUUUAUAGUAUUUGACUCCCUCCAAAGUAUGGCAGAUAAUGAUGAUUACAUGUCGGAUGCAUUUCUUAAUACGAUUCAAGACGUGAGGCCGGGCAUGCCCAUAUUGAAACGUGUAAAGGAAGCUAUGAAAAAAGAAGAGCUACACAAGGAAAAGAAUCUGAAAAACCGCCAGAAGACGUACAAGGAGCAGGAGCAGGAGAGUCGGGAAGCCAAGCUGCAGAACUCCAUUAGCAAUGAGAACAAAGGCUUUGCGCUUCUACAGAAAAUGGGAUACAAAGCAGGGCAAGGCUUGGGGAGGGAAGGGGCUGGAAGAGUUGAACCUAUUCCACUGAACAUCAAAACAGACAGGGGGGGAAUUGGGAUGGAGGCUGUCCAGAAGAGGAGGGCAGAAGAAAAGCUGGAGCACCACCGGCAGAAAGUGCGAAUUAAGCAACAGGUAGAGAAACAGUCCCUGGAAGACUUCAGAUUCAGGAUGAGGUCAGAGAGGGAGCAGCGGCAGACGGAGGGGGACCUGCGGAAGAGCCAGCGUGUCUGUGAGCAGCUGGACAACCAGAAGGACAUUACAGUUCCCCGGGAGAGCUGGUACUGGCCUGACACUACAAACACGGAAGAAGAAGAUGAAGAAGAGGAAGAGGAAGAGGAAGAUGAAGGCCAGCAACUAACUUCGCUGGACAAGCUGCAGAUCCUUACGUCGUAUUUGAGGGGUGUGCACUUGUAUUGCAUAUGGUGCGGCACUGCAUACAGUGAUGAGGAUGAUUUGAACGCAAACUGCCCCGGAGACACAGCUGCCGACCAUGACUGAGCGGAGGAGAGAGAGAGAGAGCAGAUUUCACUCAUCUUACAAAAUGCAGUCUUCGUUGUGAAGAUUGUGGACACUAACAAUUUCAAACAAGGAAAAAUAUCUGGCACGUUGAACAUGAUGCUUGGAAUUGUUUGCUCUACCAAGCAACCAUGAAAGCAAAUUUGUAAUUUCAUUAUUAUUAUUUUUUUUUUUGCUGUGAAAUAUAACAAGUGUGCUUAUGGCAACUGUUGUAAUGAAUCAUGUGUGAUUUUGAAAUAUGUAUUUACUUUUUAUUUUUGUAUUUUCUAGAUGAAAAUACAUGACUUGUGAAUACUGUCCCUUUACUGAUAUAGAAGUAAUUUAGUUUUAUUCUAGAGAUUCAGAAAGGAACAUUUUGGACUAUACUAGGAACCCACGACCAAAAGUAAUCAUGUCCCUCACUGUGUUCCCCAGAAUUCGCUGAAGUGUUUGUCUCGUUUUUCUUUACCCUUAUUGAUGUGAUUUUGACCAUGAGUCCGUCUGCGAUUGACACAACCGACAAUGAAUUGAGAUUAAGGAGUAUGACAAUGUCAGUGGUAUACGCUUCUUAUAAUGGGUCCCAGUGAAACAUUUUUUGAAGGACCCUCCUCCUCAUUUCUGGACACAUGUCCAUGCGCUCAAUCUAAAAGAUCCCCCCCCCCC